CACUUCCACCCAACAGUACUCAGCAUUCUCAACCAAGAAGUCAGAAAACAUGAUUGCACUCUUAGUUACAGAUCUUGUUCAGGAGACUGUACCCAAAUUCGGUCCCUUCUGCGGUACUCCAGUGCCCGUCUACGACAACGUGGAUAACGGUAUGGCCAAGUGUAUUGAACAUCUCAGCGGCCCAGCGAGUCGCACCGCCGGCCACGCCAUCAGCUUCCAAGAGCGCAAGAACACCCAAGAAAAACCACUGUACUGUGCUUCUCCCACGAACUGUGAUGUCUGGAACGAUAGGGUCCCCAAGGACACUGUUGCGAUCGAAUACACCGAGAACAAAGGCUGGGGCGGAAGUGUCGGUCUGACACGCAACGGGAAGCCCUGGCAGCAACUCGUAUAUAUUGCCAGUGGAUAUACACUGCUUGGAGUCAUGCACGAGCUCGACCAUGUUCUAGGCAUGGCCCACGAGCACAACCACUCCGACUGCGACACCUACAUCAAAGUCACCCCCAAAGCCCUUGCAGACUGGGAUGCAUGCUGGCAGAGCGUCCACACCCACGAAGACCCGCUCAUCACGCCCGAAAACCUCCGCUGCUCCAUCCGUCUAACCAUCAAAUACGGUUGUACGUGCGCCGCCUUUGUCAAAAACUACGUUGAACCAGGAUGGCCUAUCAAGUCAAACGCCGGCUUCGAUAUCGCCAGCAUCAUGCAUUAUGCCAGUGUAUCCGAGUAUUCGAACCAGCGGUGCAUCACUAAGGGUGAGUAUUGUCCUGUGAUGGCGUAUGUGGAUCCGAAGGAUCAUAGCAAAGGGACGAGGUUGGUGGAACAGGUGAGGAGGCCUAGUGAGAAGGAUUUGAUGUGGGUCAAGAGGAACUAUCCGUGA
Molecule: messenger RNA, 877 nt
Organism: Bipolaris sorokiniana ND90Pr
Lineage: Eukaryota; Fungi; Ascomycota; Dothideomycetes; Pleosporales; Pleosporaceae
Exons: 4
Coding region: 50-877 (275 amino acids)
Biological process (GO): proteolysis
Molecular function (GO): metalloendopeptidase activity
Source: RefSeq, a predicted model, not a curated record